This is a messenger RNA of Poecile atricapillus (Black-capped chickadee), 1295 nucleotides long. RefSeq names its product ferric chelate reductase 1 like (gene FRRS1L). Lineage: Eukaryota; Metazoa; Chordata; Aves; Passeriformes; Paridae. The transcript is spliced from 5 exons. Bases 1 to 852 code for a protein of 283 amino acids. The record is from RefSeq and is a predicted model, not a curated record. Gene Ontology annotation, biological process: regulation of glutamate receptor signaling pathway.
AUGGCGGAGCGGAGCCGCGGCGCUCGGCGGCGGCUGCUGCUGCUGCUGCUGCUCCUGGCCGGCUCCGCCGCCAGCCCGGCGGAGGAGGGCGGCGGGCGGCGGGAGGCGGGCGGCGGGGAGCACGGCGAGGAGGCGGCACGGCACCACGACUCCUCGUACGGCACCUUCGCCAGCGAGUUCUACGACCUGCGCUACCUCUCCGAGGAGGGUUACCCUUUCCCCACUGCUCCUCCUGUGGACCCAUUUGCAAAAAUCAGAGUGGAUGACUGUGGGAAAACCAAGGGAUGCUUCAGGUAUGGUAAACCUGGAUGCAAUGCAGAGACUUGUGACUACUUUCUAAGUUACCGUAGAAUAGGAGCUGAUGUUGAAUUUGAGUUGAGUGCCGACACAGAUGGCUGGGUGGCAGUUGGAUUUUCCUCAGAUAAGAAAAUGGGAGGAGAUGACGUCAUGGCUUGUGUUCAUGAUGACAACGGAAGAGUCCGAAUACAGCACUUCUAUAAUGUUGGUCAGUGGGCUAAGGAAAUCCAGAGAAACCCCGCUAGAGAUGAGGAAGGGGUUUUUGAAAACAAUCGUGUAACAUGUCGAUUCAAGCGUCCUGUGUAUGUUCCCCGAGAAGAAACUAUCGUAGAUUUGCACUUGAGUUGGUACUACCUGUUUGCUUGGGGUCCAGCAAUCCAGGGUUCUAUAACUCGUCAUGAUAUAGACUCUCCACCUGUGUCAGAGCGUGUUGUCAGUAUUUACAAGUAUGAAGAUAUUUUCAUGCCUUCAGCUGCCUAUCAGACCUUCUCUUCUCCAUUCUGCUUGCUCCUCAUUGUUGCACUGACCUUCUAUUUAUUGAUGGGAACCCCAUGACCAAUGGAAAACAGCAAGAAUUUGUCAGUGGAAGUUUCUCAGGAUGGACGGCUAUAUGGAUGGACAAUGGAUUUUUCUAUUGGAAUUUAUAUCACAUCACCAUCCUCAUCUAGCUGCUUUUGAACAUAGUUAGCUUCUCAGAAGAGUGAAAUAAUCAUCUCCCUUGAGUGGCAGAGUGGUGACAAAUCAUUUAAGAAUAAUCAGUGAACACAUAGGAGAAUAUUUUCAGUGUUGUGAUUACUUGCUUGAGGAACAUGAGAUUUUUGUAAAAUCAAUGUGUGUGUGUGUGUUUGGGAGGGGUGUCUGUAUGUGUGUUUAGGUGAAUUUAGUGAUGGACAUCUUAUCAAAUAACAAAAUUGCCUUCCAAAUUGCUACAAAAAAGCAAAUUUGCGAAAACACUGCAAUGCUGCUUGGUACUUCUACAGAAGACAGCACAACUCGAA